Linepithema humile (Argentine ant) is the source of this 1015-nucleotide messenger RNA. NCBI's taxonomy places the organism in Eukaryota, Metazoa, Arthropoda, Insecta, Hymenoptera, Formicidae. The record is from RefSeq and is a predicted model, not a curated record.
AUGUUGGUGCCAAGAGUCGACGAUUUCGACUUCCCCGAGUUGCGCUACGGAAAUUCCUCGCACCAAGUGCCAAGAGUCGACGAAUUCGACUACCCCGAAUUGCGCUACGUGAAUUUCUCGCACCAGGUGUCAAGGGUCGACGAAUUCGACUUUCAUAAUUUGAUAGUCACCGAUGAUGGAGAAAUACAUGAUUACGAAUCGCUGACGUCAGCCGAUUCGACGGAGGAAGCGACACUAGACGAGAAUAAUGUGUAUGUGAGAUUUCCGGCGAUUGCACCGGCAUUACCAGCCUCUCCGCCGACUACUCGGGCUACUUCUGCUCAUUAUCCUCGAAAAUUGCGUUCUUGUGAGAAGAAAACAGAUCUAUACAUUUUGCAACCUGAACGACUCAAUACCAGCGGCCAAAGUAACCCUUUGAAGGGAAAACUUACCAAUUGUCACGUAACCGGAUGUGAAAGACCAUUCAGCGUUCAAAAAAUCCGUCAUACCAAUCUAAUACUAUUGGUUGUUGAUACGCUAUGUCCAUGCGGCAGCAAACAAUUAAGCAUCGAACCUAUCGAAGCACUAACGGAACCUGGAGCGUGUAUAGCGCGGAGAGAACGUUUGUAUCGACGAAGACCACCAAAAUGCAUAAAUUACCACCCUGAGGAAAUGGAAAUCAAGUUUUGCGGCAACGCUGACCGACUCUUCAGUUCAACUUUCUCGUCGUUAAAUUUCAUGGUUUUCUUAUCAAUUGUUACAGUGUGGUUUGCGUGACUCUAUCGGGAUUAAUUAAUUACGCAUACACACACAGAACAGUAUACACGCACACAUACAUAUGCAUGCACACAUUCACGUUUACAAAAUACUUUUUGAACAUGGAUUUGUUUGUUUCUAUGAAACAGAUAUAAAGAAGAGAAAAUAAAAAAAGAAAAGGAACUCGUAUUAAGUUCGCGAAUCAUCGCUACUGCACGAAGGUAGUGAAAUGCGUGUAUAUGCAUGCGCGCGCGCACGUGUACGUGUGUAAAAAAGAAAA